Alnus glutinosa is the source of this 525-nucleotide messenger RNA. RefSeq lists its product as uncharacterized. The transcript has a single exon. Bases 1 to 525 code for a protein of 174 amino acids. The record is from RefSeq and is a predicted model, not a curated record. NCBI's taxonomy places the organism in Eukaryota, Viridiplantae, Streptophyta, Magnoliopsida, Fagales, Betulaceae.
AUGACGCCAGAGUCUUUUUCUGGGUUGUCUCUCGUUCGGCCUCCUCCUGGGGGUUUGGUGGUUCCUUCGUCGGGCAAGGGUCUAGCAGCUCCAGGGGCGUCUCCUUUUCCGGCGCCGUCUCUUGCUCUUCUUCGACCGGAGCCCUCCUCGCCGGCAGUUCCAGGGGCUUCUCCGGCUCGGACGUCUUCUUCUGGGUUCUCUCUAGUUCGUCAUCCUCCUGGGGGUUUGGAGGCUCCUUCGCCGAGAGAGGGUUUUGUAGCCCCAAGGGUGUCUCCUGCUCUUUCGGUGCCGUCGCCAGCUGUUCCAGAGGCUUUUCCGGUUCGGUUUUCCUUUUCAGGGGGAGGGUCUAGCUGUUUGAACGUAGUUCCUAGCUGGGUUACUGCCUCUAAGCCUUUCGGGUUUCCCCCCUCGCCAACUCAGGUGUCCCUUCCUCCGGUGGUCCCAGUUGAUUCCCUGCCAACUCAGAGUCCCCUCCUCUGCUAUGCAAUCCUGACGAUGCUUCUCUGGCGGUCUCUCAACUCAUGA